Prunus armeniaca (apricot) is the source of this 1035-nucleotide messenger RNA. NCBI's taxonomy places the organism in Eukaryota, Viridiplantae, Streptophyta, Magnoliopsida, Rosales, Rosaceae. The record is from the annotation of a GenBank genome assembly.
AUGCACCAGCCGGGAAUCGAACCCGGUGCAAACGGAGAAGCUUUGUGGCUGAAGUUUCAGCUUGGAACCACACAUUUGAGCUCUGCUGAGCUGCUUUGGCUGGGCAGUGAGGGAGGGAGUGGAAGCGGGAAAAUGACAGUUCCCAUAUUCAGGGCCUCAGUUCCUAAGUCUCAUCCAUUGCUCAUUCAUUCCCUUUCCUCUGCUCUACCACUCACAGAUGAAGCUUCAAAGAAGAAGAGGUUGCUCUCUUGUUGUGCUUCAUCAGAACUCAAUCCAGUUCGGCCAGAGCUGUCUUUCUGUGUUGGCACUCAUCUUAUUCCACACCCCAACAAGGUUGAAAAAGGUGGGGAAGAUGCUUUCUUUGUGAGCAGCUACAAUGGGGGAAUUAUUGCUGUUGCUGAUGGUGUCUCUGGUUGGGCUGAGCAGGAUGUGGAUCCUUCAUUGUUCCCUAAAGAAUUCAUGGCCAACGUUUCAUGUCUUGUGGGAGACGAGGAGCAGGUGAACAACAAUCCUCAGAUUCUGAUAGGAAAAGCUCAUGCUGCUACCUCUUCUACAGGUUCUGCUACGGUAAUUGUUGCCACGCUGGAGAGGAAUGGGAUUCUGAAAAUUGCCAAUGUCGGGGAUUGUGGACUAAAGGUUAUUCGUGAAGGUAAAAUUAAGUUUUCCACAUCUCCACAAGAACACUAUUUUGAUUGUCCAUACCAACUUAGUUCGGAGGCUGUUAGCCAAACAUACCUUGAUGCGAUGGUCAGCAGUAUUGAGUUGAUGGAAGGAGACACCAUAGUAACGGGCUCAGAUGGACUUUUUGAUAAUGUUUUCGACCAUGAAAUUGUUUCAACAUUGGCCGGAUACAGAGAUGUUGCCGAGGCUGCAAAGGCAUUAGCUAAUUUAGCAAGCAAUCAUUCAUUGGAUUCAAACUUUGAUUCUCCCUACUCCAUGGAGGCUAGAUCAAGGGGUUUUGAGGCUCCUUUAUGGAAGAAAAUUCUUGGAAUGAAGCUAACAGGCAUGGUGGAAAGCCCGAUGAUAUCACUGUGA